UUAAGCAAAGUUUUAGUAGCCGGCGAGCAAUGCAGAGACUAAUUUUCACCUUCGCUUGUAUGUCCACACUCAGCUGGGCACUGCCAUUGGAAUCCCAGGAAGGAUGGUCCUUUGCAGAUUCAACGGAAUCGGAAACGGAUGAAAUAGACUUGAGCGCCUAUGGUAGUCAGAUUUAUGGGGUGCCUGAUCCGCUAACAGGUGAUAGGGUAGCCAACUUAAGUGUUGACAGCAAUGUAAAUCCUGAGGAGCUGGGAAGCUACCUUGAGGGUGAUAUUCUAGAGCCUCUACCUCCCAUCAAUACGUUAAAUGGCUCACCUAACAGAUCCCGUCGUUGGCCAAAGGGUGUGGUGCCCUUUGUGAUCGAGCGCGGUUUCAGUAAAAAGGAAUUGUCUUUUAUCAAAGCUGCCAUGAACGAGUACCGCAGACACACUUGCAUCAGAUUUGUGCCACGUAAAGGACAGAAGGACUAUAUUUCCAUUGGGAGCAGUCACACAGGCUGUUGGUCUAGCCUCGGUCGUCGUGGUGGAAAGCAGGUAUUGAAUCUACAGUCACCUGCAUGUCUGCGCCGCAUUGGAACUGCGGUGCAUGAGAUGAUGCAUGCUAUUGGAUUUUUUCAUGAGCACGUACGCGAGGAGCGAGACAGCUAUGUAACGAUUUAUUUCAAAAAUAUAAUUUCUGAAAAAACUCACAACUUUAAUAAGGUACAAAAGAGCGUGAAUUUCGGAGUGUCCUACGAUUACGACAGCGUUAUGCACUACUCAACUACAGCCUUUUCACGGAAUAAUAAAAAAACUAUAGCGGCAAAGAAUGCGAAGGAUAACCAUCGAUUGGGACAACGUGGGGGAUUUUCUCCUAAGGACUUAAAGAAAAUUAACAGCAUGUACAAAUGCAAAUGGUCGACAGCUUCGCCUGAUAAUGAAGUUUCACUUUCCACACCUGAGCCAGAAAGCUCAACGGCAACAACGGUCAGCUCCAGUCUGGACCCUGAUAAUUUAUUAAUCUAGAUUAUUAUUUAAUCU
Molecule: messenger RNA, 1019 nt
Organism: Drosophila arizonae
Lineage: Eukaryota; Metazoa; Arthropoda; Insecta; Diptera; Drosophilidae
Product: low choriolytic enzyme-like
Biological process (GO): proteolysis
Molecular function (GO): zinc ion binding; metalloendopeptidase activity
Source: RefSeq, a predicted model, not a curated record